Molecule: messenger RNA, 693 nt
Organism: Eimeria tenella
Lineage: Eukaryota; Apicomplexa; Conoidasida; Eucoccidiorida; Eimeriidae
Exons: 1
Coding region: 1-693 (230 amino acids)
Source: RefSeq, a predicted model, not a curated record
AUGUUGCGCUGCCCAAUGUACGGGGUUAUUACCCCAAUCUGGUCGCAUCUGCAGCAGCAGCAGCAGCAGCAGCAGCAGCAGCAGGGAGAGGGGUGUGAAGUGCCAGCAGCAGCAGCGGCAGCAGCUGCAGCAAACGAUCCAGCGCACGCUGCAGCAAGGCCAGAGGAAGAAGCAGCAGUAACAGCAGCACCUGCUUCAGCAGCUGCAGCAGCAGCAAGCUCAAUUGAUGCAGCAGCAGCAGGCCCAAAUGCAGCACCAGCAGCAGAUCCAAUUGCACCAGCAGCAACAGCAGCAGCAGCAGCGGCGGACCCAACUGCCGCAGCAGCAGCAGCAGUACACCCAACUGCAGCAGCAGCAGCAGCAGUACACCCAACUGCAGCAGCAGCAGCACAUCAAACUACAACAGCAGCAGCAGCAGUGCAUCCGACUGCAACAGCAGCAGCAGCAGUGCAUCCGACUGCAACAGCAGCAGCAGCAGUGCAUCCGACUGCAGCAGCAGCAGCAGCAGCAGUGCAUCCGACUGCAGCAGCAGCAGCAGCAGCAGUACAUCCGACUGCAGCAGCAGCAGCAGCAGCAGUACAUCCGACUGCAGCAGCAGCAGCAGCAGCAGCAGCAGCAGCAUACGUUGCUCCUGCCCUGAGAAGAGCCACCACGAGCCGCUCCACAAUUGCUGCUUCUCCUCUGUUCACAUAA